CGAAAAGUAUAAAUACAGGCAGGUAAAUGGAAUUGUGGUACUACAGCUCAUUCAAAUCCUGAAUCGAUCUAUUAGUAAUUAUUAAAAAUGGCAAUUCCCAAGGUUGGUAUUAACGGUUUCGGUCGUAUUGGACGUAUUGUCCUCCGUAACGCUAUUCAAGCAAAGUCUGUUCAAGUCGUUGCUGUCAAUGACCCCUUCAUUGAACUCGAGUAUAUGGCUUAUAUGUUCAAGUAUGAUUCCACUCACGGCCAAUACAAGGGUGAAGUUGACAUUAAGAAUGGAAAGUUGGUGAUUGAUGGUAAUCCCAUCACUGUCUUCAACGAGAAGGAGCCUGCCGACAUCAAGUGGGGCUCUGUCGGUGCUGAAUAUGUCAUUGAAUCCACUGGUGUCUUCACCACCCAAGAAGCUGCUUCUGCUCACUUGAAGGGUGGUGCUAAGCGUGUCGUCAUCUCUGCUCCUUCUAAGGAUGCUCCUAUGUACGUCGUUGGUGUCAACCAUGAGACUUUCAAACCUGACCAAAAGGUCAUCUCUAACGCCUCUUGUACCACCAACUGCUUGGCCCCCUUGGCUAAAGUUAUUAACGAUGCCUUCGGUAUUGAGGAGGGUUUGAUGACCACCGUCCACUCUGCUACUGCUACCCAAAAGACUGUUGAUGGUCCCUCCAAGAAGGACUGGCGUGGUGGUCGUACCGCCAGUGACAACAUCAUCCCCUCUUCCACCGGUGCUGCCAAGGCUGUCGGUAAGGUUAUUCCUUCUCUCGACGGCAAGCUCACUGGUAUGGCCUUCCGUGUUCCUACCACUGAUGUCUCCGUUGUUGACUUGACCGCUAAGCUCUCUAAGCCUACUACUUAUGAAGACAUCAAGAAGGCCGUCAAGGCCGCUGCUGAUGGCCCCCUCAAGGGUAUCAUCACCUACACUGAAGAUGCUGUUGUCUCCCAAGACUUCGUUGGAGACAUCAGUUCUUCUAUCUUCGAUGCCACCGCUGGUAUUCAACUUUCUCCCCAGUUUGUUAAGCUCGUUGCCUGGUACGACAACGAAUACGGCUACUCUCGCCGUGUUGUUGACUUGGUUGCCUACACUGCCUCCAAGGACAAGUAACUAGCUAGCACGCCGGAUGUCAAGAAGCGACGAGUGAACGUUUAGGAGUUUUCAUUUUUAUUUUUAACGAAGAAAUAUUUUUCACCUACGAAUUUUUGAUGCCUUCACUCAGUUCUUUCACGCUUUUUUAACGUACAUAUAAUCUAAAUAACGAUUUUUUGACUAUUCUCUUGAAAAAAAAACAAUUCAGAGCAAGUAAUGUAAUAUUGCGAGAAUAUAAAACGUUCUCCUAAUAAUCCCUUAUUCAUUUGGUG
Schizosaccharomyces cryophilus OY26 is the source of this 1352-nucleotide messenger RNA. Its product is annotated as glyceraldehyde-3-phosphate dehydrogenase Tdh1. The transcript has a single exon. The record is from RefSeq and is a predicted model, not a curated record. Gene Ontology annotation, biological process: glucose metabolic process. Lineage: Eukaryota; Fungi; Ascomycota; Schizosaccharomycetes; Schizosaccharomycetales; Schizosaccharomycetaceae. Bases 88 to 1098 code for a protein of 336 amino acids. Gene Ontology annotation, molecular function: NADP binding; oxidoreductase activity, acting on the aldehyde or oxo group of donors, NAD or NADP as acceptor; NAD binding.